AUGGUAAUUUCUUGCUCGAGGGGCAUGUUAUUAUUUGGACAGGGAUGGGGAAAAGACUCAGUUGGUUUUACAUGUGUAAAAUAGGAUGUGGAUACUUUGUUAAAAGAUACUUUCUUUCUACCUGGAUUAUAAAUCCCUACCCAGAUAGUUUAUAGAUUUUCGCAUAUUCCCCAGCCCAUAGCAGACUGGAAACAAAUCCCAUGGCUUUGAAAGGCAACUGAAAGUAAAUGUGUGGCCUAAAUGAAUGACCCACUGGACUAAUCAAGCGGAUUUUUGUUCACUUAAGGAAAGGAGCUACGGGAAAGAAAUUUCAAAGAUCAGAAAAUUAUAAAAAGAAAAAAAAAGAAUCCUGAAUAGAGGCCCCUGGCAAUAGAGAAAGGGCAGAUCAGAGAAGGAAUAGGAUCCUCAGAGCAAGCCCAAUUGAUAGAAAAUGACGUCACCUCCAAAAAGGAGGACAGUGCGUUAGAUGGGUGGAGGUGAGAUUCUUUCGAUGCUGUGAAGCGCCCUGACCCUCGCUCCACAGUCUGCCCCCUGUUAGACUUUUAUCUCAGGGAUCCCAGCUCCUUUGUGAUGUGAUGAACUGGGACACGUAGCUUCAUCAUGCUCACUGUCCUGGGAACAGGGCCUUGUCCUCUCUCCUGUACUCAGGGUUCUUUCCCUUGCUUCAGGAAAGAUCUGUCCAGCUUAAAAGCGGAGCGCUGAUUACAAGGGAAAAAAGUGGAAAUUUGCCAUCAAGUGGCUGUCUCAUCAUUGAAUUCCAAACACUGGGUUUUUGAGGAAUUUACUGCAACAGAUGUUUUUUUGAGCGCCUGCACUGUGCCAGGCACUGUUGUAGACAUGGGGUACACACUGGUGAACAAAACAUGCAAAAUAAUGGCCUCUGGAAGGAUGGUUUUGGGACAGAUGCUCUUCAAAGAAUCAGAAAUGGACUCUUGUUCGGCUCAGGCUUCAGGUCAUCUCCACUCCUCGUGUUGCGAAUCUGCACCGCCUCUCGUGGCCCGUGUCUUUGUCCUUGAAUCUUCAGUCGGGGUCCCUGAAGGGGCUGCCCAGGCCUGCCUCAAACCCUGAGGCCCAGGUGCUGACUCACCUUUCCGAGGCUGGCGUCCCAGGAGUUACUGACACUGGAGGAUGUGACCAUGGACUUCAUGUGGGAGGAGUGGCAGCUCCUGGCCCCCACCCAGAAGAACCUGCCGGGACAUGAUGUUGGAGGACUACAGGAACCUGGUGUCAGUGGGGCAUCAAGCCAACAAACCAGACGCGCUCUCCAAGCUGAACGAGGGGAAGAACCGUGGGCGAUAGAAGAGGAAGUCCGCAGUGGAACCAGUCCAGAAACUGGCAAAGUUGAUAAUCACCUGCAGGGUCACUGGGAAGAUGAAAGAAUGCUGAAAGGUAUGGAACUGUACCCCGAACACAAUGCAUUUGGAAAUAUCGUCCCUCAAAGCAAAAGUCAUUUUCCUUUCAGGCAAAAUCAUAUGUUUGAGUUCUAUAUAAAAACUUUGAAAUCAAAUUUAAGUUUAGCCAACCAGAGCAAGAUCUAUGAAAUUAGGAACUCUACAAAAGUCAACGGAAGUGAAAAAUCAUUUCUGCAUGAUAAGCGUGAAGAUUUUCAUUCUGCGGUUAAAUUCCCUGUAAGUACAAGACCUGUCAGCAACAAGUCCCAAGUCACUAAGCAUCAGAGAACUCAUGACAUAGAGAAAGCCCAUGUGUGUGGUGAAUGUGGAAAAGCCUUCGUUAAGAAGUCUCAGCUGACAGAUCAUCACAGAGUUCAUACAGGAGAGAAACCUUAUGGAUGCAAUAUUUGUGCAAAAGUUUUCUCCAGAAAGUCCAGGCUCAACGAACAUCAGAGAAUUCAUAAAAGAGAGAAAUCCUUUAUAUGCAAUGAUUGUGGAAAAAUCUUCACCAUGAAGAGCCGUCUAAUUGAACACCAGCGAACUCACACCGGAGAGAAACCCUAUGUUUGCAGCGAAUGUGGCAAAGGUUUCCCAGGGAAGCGUAAUCUCAUUGUGCAUCAGCGAAAUCAUACUGGAGAGAAAUGCUAUGUAUGCAGUGAAUGUGGGAAAGGCUUCACUGGGAAGAGCAUGCUCAUCAUACACCAGCGAACUCACACAGGAGAGAAACCCUACAUCUGCAGUGAAUGUGGGAAAGGCUUCACCACGAAGCACUAUGUCCUCAUACAUCAGCGAAAUCACACAGGAGAGAAACCCUAUCUAUGCAAUGAAUGUGGGAAAGGUUUCACCAUGAAGAGUCGACUGAUUGAACAUCAGCGAACUCACACCGGAGAGAAACCCUAUGUAUGCAACGAAUGUGGAAAAGGCUUUCCCAGGAAGAGUAAUCUCAUUGUACAUCAGAGAAAUCAUACGGUAGAGAAGUCCUACGUAUGCAGUGAAUGCGGAAAAGGCUUCACUGUGAAGAGCAUGCUCAUCAUACACCAGCGAACUCAUACUGGAGAGAAACCCUACGUCUGCAGCGAAUGUGGGAAAGGCUUCCCCCUGAAGAGUCGGCUGGUCGUACAUCAGCGAACACAUACUGGAGAGAAACCUUACAGAUGCAGUGAAUGUGGGAAAGGUUUCAUUGUGAAUAGUGGACUGAUGUUACAUCAGCGAACUCACACUGGAGAGAAACCCUAUAUAUGCAAUAAAUGUGGAAAAGGCUUUGCCUUUAAGAGCAAUCUCGUGGUACACCAGCGAACUCAUACUGGAGAGAAACCCUUUACGUGCAGUGAAUGUGGGAAAGGCUUCACCAUGAAACGUUAUCUCCUCGUACAUCAACAAAUCCAUACAGGAGAGAAAUCCUAUGUCUGCAGCGAAUGUGGUAAAGCCUUCGCUGUGGAAACCGAGCUCAUUUUACAUCAGCAAAUUCAUACUGGAGAGAAACCUUAUGCAUGCAAUGAAUGUGGGAAAGGCUUCACGGUGAAAAGCCGUCUAAUCGUUCAUCAGCGAACUCAUACAGGAGAGAAACCUUUUAUAUGCGGUGAAUGUGGAAAAGGCUUCUCCUCAAAGAGAAAUCUGAUUGUACAUCAGAGAACUCAUAAUGGAAACAGACCCUAAUGACACAAUGAACGCGGUCACACCUUGAGGAGGAAAAUACGCCUUGUGCCACAUUGGAGGUUUCACACAGGAUUGACUUCCUUUAUUUGUACCGACUGUGGAAAAUCCUAUUCAGUACCUCCCAGGGAAUUUAUGCAGGAGACAAACUAUGUAUGUGGUGAGUGUGAGAAAGUCUUCCGACACCAAGUCAGCACCAUUGGACAUCAAAGAAUUCAUAGAUGAGAAAGACUCGAUGGGUUCAAUAACUGAGGAUUACAUUUCUCUCAUUUGUCAAGCCUCGUUGAUACACACAAGAAAUGGGGGCGCCUGGGCGGCACAGUCGGUUAAGCAUCCUACUUUGGCUCAGGUCAUGUGAUCUCACGGUUUGUGAGUGUGAGCCCCACAUCAGGCUGUGUGCUCUCAGUGCAUCAGGCUCUGCGCUCUCAACACAGAGCCUGCUUUGGAUCCUCUGUCUCCCUCCCUCCCUCUCUGCCCCUGGCUCACUUGCAUUCUCUCUCAAAAAUAGACCCUAAAAAAAUACACACAAAAAAUGUGUAAGUCAAAAUACAUAAUCCUUUGCAGGGAAUCUGAAAUUACAUACAAGUGAACCCAGGCAGGAGACAAACAGUGAUAGUUCAGUGAACUCAUUAAACACCAGUGUGCUCCCAGCAUACCUGAAAAAGUCAGUGUAGAUUAAUUAGCCUGUUGCUAAAUUUUCACCCUUGGGAAGGUAGGGAAUUUGGAUAGGAGUGAAAUCUAAUGGAUGCAGAGAAUGUGCUAGUGCCUUCAGUGAUCAGUUACCUCACACCGUAAGUCAAAACAGGUAGACAAAACCUCUGACCCAUUCAAUGUAGAAACGUCUUGAGGAAACAUUUUUAGGUAAUUAUAUAUCUGAAAAGCACACAGUAAGAUGAAUCUUGUGACUGGAGAGAGCAGGAAAGCCUCAUGGGAAUAAAGGUCCUGUCUAAUCAGUGAUCAUAACAGAUCACCAGUGAACGUACACACAGUAGCAACAUGAUGAUCGUGGGAAAGUCGUUGCCUAGAAGUAAAACCUCAAUAGUUGUCUGAAAGUCAUGCUGAAGGAAAAUGGCCGUGAAUAUGGCAGGAUUUUAGUGAUACAUUCUGCCUCAUCCUUUCUCAUGAAGUCAUGCAGAAAUAAAACUCAUGAGCACACUAAAUGUGUUGGAACUAGCAAAAUAUCAGAAAUUCUGAAGAAAAGAAGCCUCAUGAAAAUGAUGCAUACCUGAGUUUUCUGUCACAAAUCUAAACUUAAUACACCUGAUGUCCAUUUUGGGGCAGGGUACCUUGAAUCACAUUCUCAGUGAUUCCAUAAUUUUAAAGCAGGGUGUUCUCACCGCUGAUUAAAUGUUAAUGUUGUACACAAGGCAGGGGUGUUCUGUGCCCAACAUGUGUCAUCUGAUUCUUGCAUUUCUGAGGCUCUAAAUUCAUCUCUUUUGGGCAAAAGAAAAAGGAAUAUAUUUAUAAAUGUAACGUAACAUUUGGAUGUAUUUAUCUAAGUUUAUAAGUUAGCGUUAAGUAGUUUACAAAAAUAACCUUAUAUAUGAUUUUUCUAAUUUUUUUUGAAAUAAUUUUAGACUCACAAGAAAGUGUAAAGUAUGCAAAGUUCCUGAGUUACCUGUACUCAGCUUCUUCAGCGACGUGAUCUUACAUAACUGUAAUACGUAAUCAAACCCAAUAAAAUAACAUUGGUACGAUGCUGUUAACUAUAGACCUUUUUUGGUUUUCACUAGUUUUAGCAUGCAGUAAUUUGUGUGAGGCUUUGUUUUGUUUUUUAGUGGAGAGUUCUAAGAAACUUUAUGCCAUAUAUAGAUUUCUGUAAAUCCCACCACACCACAAGCAGGAAGCAGAAUUGUGCCAACACAAAGAAACAUCCUUGGGCUGCCCCUUACAGUCACACUCUCCCCACAACCCUGACCCAUGGCGACCGCUGACCAGUACUCCAUCACUCUGAUUUUGUCAUUUCAAGGAUGCUGUUGAAAUGGGAUGAUUCAGUGUAGCCUUUGAAGACAGGCUUUAUUUUACGCAGCAAAUUGCCCUUAAGUUCCAUCCACUUUGUUGGGCAUAUAAAUAGUUUUGCUUUUUGUUAUGAGUAGUGUUCUUUUGUGAUGAAUGUACCAUGGUUAUCUGUUCAGUGUUGAUGGACUUUGGGUUGUUUCUAGUGUUUCACUGUUAUGAAUAAAGAUGCUAUGAAUCCA
Molecule: messenger RNA, 5242 nt
Organism: Neofelis nebulosa (Clouded leopard)
Lineage: Eukaryota; Metazoa; Chordata; Mammalia; Carnivora; Felidae
Gene: ZNF432
Product: zinc finger protein 432
Exons: 4
Coding region: 1137-3047 (636 amino acids)
Biological process (GO): negative regulation of transcription by RNA polymerase II; central nervous system development
Cellular component (GO): nucleus
Molecular function (GO): RNA polymerase II cis-regulatory region sequence-specific DNA binding; DNA-binding transcription repressor activity, RNA polymerase II-specific
Source: RefSeq, a predicted model, not a curated record